Messenger RNA from Knipowitschia caucasica, 3714 nucleotides. The record is from the annotation of a GenBank genome assembly. Lineage: Eukaryota; Metazoa; Chordata; Actinopteri; Gobiiformes; Gobiidae.
AUGGCCUGGCAUUCACCGGUGAAGACCUUGCUGGAGCUUUGGCCUGCGCUUCAGUUGCCGUCUAUGGUGCAUGCUGAAUUUCAACGCAUAACCAACCUGAAUCUUCAGAAUUCCUUCUAUGCUGGACUAGAUGUGUACACCAACCGUCUGAUGACACUGUUCAGACAAAAGGCAUCUAAAAACGGCAAGACUGCUGAUGCUUUGGCGUCCAUUUUAAAAGUUCAUGAUGAGCAGAUCCAACAUGAUGUCCACACUCGACGCACAACCGUGCUCCAUUGUCUACCUGCUUUCCUGCGUGAAGAAAUAUCAGGGGUUUUCAUCACUUCAGAAGAGGAUGCAGAGGUGCCGGAUCUAUCCACUUCACCUGUAGCCAUUCUAUCCAAAGUCCAUUUUGGCGACCGCCCAGUGAACUAUGGAAACCAGGUCUCCGUAGUGUUGGAGGGUCAAGAGGUUGUGACCUUAGAAAACUUUCCAGAAGCCUUCCUGAUUCCAGAGAGAGCAGAGACUGAACCGACAGUUUAUGUUUGGAAACGUGUUUCUGCUCUGAGGAAGAUUCUUCCUGUCAGAGACACUCACCUCCUCCAUCUCUGUCUGCUCUCUGUGGCUGUGGCUGCUCUCUGUGGCUGUGGCUGCUCUCUGCGGCUGUGGCUGCUCUCUGCGGCUGUGUCCAAGUGUCUGUCUGCGGCUGUGGCUGCUCUCUGUGGCUGUGGCUGCUCUCUGCGGCUGUGGCUGCUCUCUGUGGCUGUGGCUGCUCUCUGUGGCUGUGGCUGCUCUCUGCGGCUGUGGCUGCUCUCUGCGGCUGUGGCUGCUCUCUGCGGCUGUGUCCAAGUGUCUGUCUGCGGCUGUGUGGCUGCUCUGUGGCUGUGGCUGUGGCUGCUCUCUGCGGCUGCUGCUCUGCGGCUGUGGCUGCUCUCUGCGGCUGUGGCUGCUCUCUGCGGCUGUGGCUGCUCUCUGCGGCUGCUCUCUGCGGCUGUGGCUGCUCUCUGCGGCUGUGUCCAAGUGUCUGUCUGCGGCUGUGGCUGCUCUCUGCUACUGUGUCUGCUCUCUGCGGCUGUGGCUGCUCUCUGCGGCUGUGGCUGCUCUCUGCGGCUGUGGCUGCUCUCUGCGGCUGUGGCUGCUCUCUGUGGCUGUGGCUGCUCUCUGCGGCUGUGGCUGCUCUCUGCGGCUGUGUCCAAGUGUCUGUCUGCGGCUGUGGCUGCUCUCUGUGGCUGUGGCUGCUCUCUGUGGCUGUGGCUGCUCUCUGUGGCUGUGGCUGCUCUCUGCGGCUGUGGCUGCUCUCUGCGGCUGUGGCUGCUCUCUGCGGCUGUGUCCAAGUGUCUGUCUGCGGCUGUGGCUGCUCUCUGUGGCUGUGGCUGCUCUCUGCGGCUGCUCUCUGCGGCUGUGGCUGCUCUCUGCGGCUGUGGCUGCUCUCUGCGGCUGUGGCUGCUCUCUGCGGCUGCUCUCUGCGGCUGUGGCUGCUCUCUGCGGCUGUGUCCAAGUGUCUGUCUGCGGCUGUGGCUGCUCUCUGCUACUGUGUCUGCUCUCUGCGGCUGUGGCUGCUCUCUGCGGCUGUGGCUGCUCUCUGCGGCUGUGGCUGCUCUCUGCGGCUGUGGCUGCUCUCUGUGGCUGUGUCUGCUCUCUGCGGCUGUGGCUGCUCUCUGCGGCUGUGGCUGCUCUCUGCGGCUGUGGCUGCUCUCUGUGGCUGCUCUCUGCGGCUGUGGCUGCUCUCUGCAGCUGUGGCUGCUCUCUGCGGCUGUGGCUGCUCUCUGCGGCUGUGGCUGCUCUCUGUGGCUGCUCUCUGCGGGCUGUGGCUGCUCUCUGCGGCUGUGGCUGCUCUCUGCGGCUGUGGCUGCUCUCUGCGGCUGUGGCUGCUCUCUGCGGCUGUGGCUGCUCUCUGCGGCUGUGGCUGCUCUCUGCGGCUGUGUCCAAGUGUCUGUCUGCGGCUGUGUGUCUGAGCAGCACACAGAACCAGCAGCACACAGGACCAGCAGCACACAGAACCAGCAGCACACAGGACCAGCAGCACACAGGACCAGCAGCACACAGGACCAGCAGCACACAGGACCAGCAGCACACAGGACCAGCAGCACACAGAACCAGCAGCACACAGAACCAGCAGCACACAGAACCAGCAGCACACAGGACCAGCAGCACACAGAACCAGCAGCACACAGAACCAGCAGCACACAGAACCAGCAGCACACAGAACCAGCAGCACACAGAACCAGCAGCACACAGAACCAGCAGCACACAGAACCAGCAGCACACAGAACCAGCAGCACACAGGACCAGCAGCACACAGACACAGCAGCACACAGGACCAGCAGCACACAGGACCAGCAGCACACAGGACCAGCAGCACACAGGACCAGCAGCACACAGGACCAGCAGCACACAGGACCAGCAGCACACAGGACCAGCAGCACACAGGACCAGCAGCACACAGGACCAGCAGCACACAGGACCAGCAGCACACAGGACCAGCAGCACACAGAACCAGCAGCACACAGAACCAGCAGCACACAGAACCAGCAGCACACAGGACCAGCAGCACACAGGACCAGCAGCACACAGAACCAGCAGCACACAGAACCAGCAGCACACAGAACCAGCAGCACACAGAACCAGCAGCACACAGAACCAGCAGCACACAGAACCAGCAGCACACAGAACCAGCAGCACACAGGACCAGCAGCACACAGGACCAGCAGCACACAGGACCAGCAGCACACAGAACCAGCAGCACACAGAACCAGCAGCACACAGGACCAGCAGCACAGGACCAGCAGCACACACAGGACCAGCAGCACACAGGACCAGCAGCACACAGGACCAGCAGCACACAGACCAGCAGCACACAGAACCAGCAGCACACAGAACCAGCAGCACACAGAACCAGCAGCACACAGGACCAGCAGCACACAGACCAGCAGCACACAGGACCAGCAGCACACAGGACCAGCAGCACACAGGACCAGCAGCACACAGGACCAGCAGCACACAGGACCAGCAGCACACAGGACCAGCAGCACACAGGACCAGCAGCACACAGGACCAGCAGCACACAGGACCAGCAGCACACAGACCAGCAGCACACAGAACCAGCAGCACACAGACCAGCAGCACACAGGACCAGCAGCACACAGGACCAGCACACACAGGACCAGCAGCACACACACCAGCAGCACACAGAACCAGCAGCACACAGAACCAGCAGCACACAGAACCAGCAGCACACAGAACCAGCAGCACACAGAACCAGCAGCACACAGAACCAGCAGCACACAGAACCAGCAGCACACAGGACAGCAGCAGCACACAGGACCAGCAGCACACAGGACAGCAGCACACACAGACCAGCAGCACACAGGACCAGCAGCACACAGGACCAGCAGCACACAGGACCAGCAGCACACAGGACCAGCAGCACACAGGACCAGCAGCACACAGACCAGCAGCACACAGAACCAGCAGCACACAGACCAGCAGCACAGAACCAGCAGCACACAGAACCAGCAGCACACAGGACCAGCAGCACACAGAACCAGCAGCACACAGAACCAGCAGCACACAGAACCAGCAGCACACAGAACCAGCAGCACACAGAACCAGCAGCACACAGAACCAGCAGCACACAGAACCAGCAGCACACAGGACCAGCAGCACACAGGACCAGCAGCACACAGGACCAGCAGCACACAGAACCAGCAGCACACAGAACCAGCAUGCCAAUAG